CACCCGAAAAUUUUCGUUUAAAAGGUGGCUAUUAAAGAAAAACCGUCAAAGGAAAAAGUGUAAAAAAAAACUCGAAAAACCAAAAAUUCAAAAUAUUAAUGAGCUAAUAAAUUGAGGCAUAUCAAGAAUGUGCAAUAAAUAAAAUUCCGUGCAGACAAGUGAAUUCGUUAAAAUUUUGGCAUAAUGAAAAAAAAUUUAGAAAAAACAUUGUCAACUAUUUCUAAAAACAAAAGGCGUCUAUAGCAAUCGUGAAUGAAAUUAAAUCUGUGUUUGCAACAAAACUGAAGACAAUCAUUGAAUUUGUUUUUUUUUUUCUGUUUUUUCUACAAAAGUGGCAACCCAAUUCUCAAGUGCAACGCCUAAUCUGUGCACCCAUUUUUAAACCGCUAAAGCAAAUUGUCCUCGAAUAAUUUCGACAACUUGUUGCCACAAUAGCCAAGUACUUGCAACCUGCCUUGCUUAUACAUUUUCUAAUUUUAUUUCUUUUCGCUUCCUUUACUAUUCUUUUUGCACAAAAACAAUGUCCACUGGUCGCCGUUUAGCCAAACGUUCAAUUAUUGGUACAAAAGUUUGUGCUCCUGGUCCGGACGGCCUUUGGUAUUCUGGUGUUAUACAGGACGUCAAAACACCACCAACUGCCACGGUCACUUCGUCGUCGCUCUUGGUGGACGCGAGUGACACAGCCGCAUCCACUAAUAAUAACAACGGUACAAAUCUUACCGCCGAUACUAAGUAUAUAGUACGUUUCGAUUUUAAGACACAAACAAUGCAAGAUUCUUUGGACACUUCACCAUCAUCGUCGUCUAAAUCUUCCGUUAUAAUGGAGGCACGUCGCGCAGUUAGUGCACACUUGAGUCCAGCUCAAGCUUUGCGUCGCAACGCAAUGAUUAAGGAAUUUCGCGAGUCGGAUUUAAUUGGUCCGGGAUUUCGUUCAAUUUUGGGCAUACAAUUGCAUCCGGGUCAACGUGUGUUUCUCACCCACAACGGACGUGAGACUUCGGGUGAUGUCAUCACUCACGAUGUGGAAAGGGAUGAGGUAGUUGUCAAGAUUACCACUAUCGGAAUAGAGAAGAAUUUAUAUGAAAGGGUGAUCAAAAAGGGCACGAAAAUUCAAAUUGAUUGGGUUGGUUGGUUGGUUAAGUAG
This is a messenger RNA of Anastrepha obliqua, 1144 nucleotides long. RefSeq lists its product as uncharacterized. The transcript is spliced from 2 exons. NCBI's taxonomy places the organism in Eukaryota, Metazoa, Arthropoda, Insecta, Diptera, Tephritidae. Gene Ontology annotation, biological process: regulation of transcription by RNA polymerase II. Gene Ontology annotation, cellular component: nucleus. Bases 521 to 1144 code for a protein of 207 amino acids. Gene Ontology annotation, molecular function: RNA polymerase II cis-regulatory region sequence-specific DNA binding; DNA-binding transcription factor activity. The record is from RefSeq and is a predicted model, not a curated record.